This is a messenger RNA of Puma concolor (puma), 1437 nucleotides long. Lineage: Eukaryota; Metazoa; Chordata; Mammalia; Carnivora; Felidae. The record is from RefSeq and is a predicted model, not a curated record.
AUGCCGAAGGUGAAGGCGCUGCAGUGCGCUCUGGCGCUGGAGAUCCGCUCCGUAACUUGUCCAGGAGUGGUGCUGAAAGACAAGGAGGACAUCUAUCUUAGCAUCUGUGUGUUUGGCCAAUACAAAAAGACACAAUGUGUCCCAGCCAAUUUUCCACUGGUCUUCAAUGCCAGAAUGGUGUUUGAAAAGGUGUUCCCUGAAGCAGUAGACCCUGGAGAUGUGGUUGCACAGCUUGAAUAUCAAUUUCUAGGUGUUCAAAAUGGUUUGGUGCUGAUCUGGCUGCGCUUCAAGGAUGAGACAGGUUCAGGGUCUCCAUGCUGCUCCACCAUCUUAACUCGUUUCCCUGAUCUGAGACACAUUGCAGUUUCAUUACAGCUCCUGCUUUUCAAGCUCCUGGGAAUUAGUGCUUACCUGGUGUCUGGGGGAAUUGCUCCAAAGCUGGAAUUUUCUACGACCUCAGUGAUAACUGAAUGUCUGAUAAGCUCGAGGAAGUGCCGCACUCAGGAUAAAUUUAUUUACCAUACGGCUCCAGUUGAAAAAUCACACGGCAGACUGCAAAGCAGAACAUCAAGAUCACAGAAGAAAAAAUCCAAGUCACCUGAGAGAAAUAAAUAUUGCAUAAAUGCAAAAAACUACGAACAGCCUACAAUUUCUUCAAAAUCACACUCUCCAUCUCCCUACACAAAAAGACGCAUGUGUGAGCUAUCUGAAGACACCAGGCGGCGGCUGGCCCAUUUAAAUCUGGGACCCUAUGAAUUCAAAAAAGAAACAGAUAAACCUCCAUUUGUGAUUAGACAUGUCGACCCUCCAAGUCCCAGGGCUGAUGCUUUAUUUGGUUCUUCGGGCAGAGACUGUGAAAGAGAUGGAUGGUCCAGGAUGCACAAUGAUCUUUCUCAUCUUGGUUGCUACCGACCCAAGGAUUAUAAGGUUAUCAGGACACCCCAUGGGAGAGACUACGAUGACUCCUUGGAAAGGUGUGAUGAGUAUUUAAGCUCAAGGUCAUGUAGCAAGCCCCAGAAUUCAGCAAGGACCCUACUAGUCCAUUCAGCACCCUCAACAAUGCCGAAGCAUUCUCCAAGUCCUGUGCUUAAUCGAGCUUCUCUCAGGGAAAGAUUCCAUUCUGAUUGGUGUUCACCUUCAAACUGUGAUGAGAUCCAUGACCGGGAUGAGAGAGACCCCGAGAAAGAAGAUGAACUGGAGCUGAAAAGAGGUCUUUUAUACAGAGACUCUGCCUAUGACAGUGACCCAGAGUAUAGCUCAUUUCAGCGGCCACAUGACACUCUCCAUUUGGAUGACGGUGAAUACUGGUCCAACAGGGCAGCGUCUUAUAAAGGAAAAUCCCACCGACCCCUCUUUGAGAACAGCAUGGACAAGAUAUACAGGAACUUAUACAAAAAGGCCUGUAGUUCUGUUUCUCACACCCAGGAAAGCUUCUGA